Messenger RNA from Condylostylus longicornis, 1607 nucleotides. RefSeq lists its product as uncharacterized. NCBI's taxonomy places the organism in Eukaryota, Metazoa, Arthropoda, Insecta, Diptera, Dolichopodidae. The transcript has 5 exons. The coding region runs from base 676 to 1167 and encodes 163 amino acids. The record is from RefSeq and is a predicted model, not a curated record.
UUAAAAUUUAACAUUCUUUAAUGUUUACAAAUUAUAAUUCAGUGUACUGGACUUGAAUUAUGAAAUUUGAAAUAAAAUACAUUUUUAAAAUAAAUAAAUAAACAUUUUAUUAUGGCUGAAAAUAAAAAAGAAAUAUUCAAAAAGGCAGAACGCGAAAAACAUUUGAAAGAUUCUAUUUGUAAAUCAACUUCAAUAGAAGAUAAUAAACAAAAACAAGAUCCAUUAGUUAAUCUCUAUGAGCUUUCAAAAACCUUAAGUCUUCAUGAUUUUGAAAAUGAAAUAAUAAAAUAUCCGGAGGGAGAAAUAUUUACACAAGCUUCUAAUGAUUUAAGGUUACGAAGUAGUAACACAACUCAAGACUUUCCUGAUGAUCAAUCAGAAAAACAAGGACUUAAUAGAAAUAACCUAGAUGAAAGAAAUUCUAAAAAAAUGUCAUUAAAAUAUAAAGCCGCUAUUCCGUCUUCCAACACCAAAACGAAACAGCUUGCAAGUAAAUUUACUUAUCAAAUAAUAGCUUUUACAUUAAUUGCUGUUAGCAUUAUAGCAGUUUGCUUAGUAGCCAUUUGUGGAUAUAACAUAUAUUUAUCUGAUGAAAAGGUUCGUAAGUUUGAAAAAAAAAUAUGUCCAUUUAAUAAAUUAAUAAAUAAAUAUCCCUUGGAAGAAGAAAGUCUAUGAAUGACUUUAAAAUAUGAAAUUGAAGAUAUCAUUAAUUUUAAAAAUUCUGAAAAACCAAAUAUUUAUUUAUUUUUGCAAAACCAAAAUAUGAUUUCAAACCAUAUAAUGAAAGAUAUUUGUGAUUUAUCGGCUUCUUGUUUCGAAAAAAACUUAAAACCAAUUAUUAUUGAGGGGAAUGACUUAGAUUCAAGCCAAACUGUUAAUCAAAUAGCAAAUAGCAUUGAAGCAAAUGAAAUUGUAAUAAUGUUGAUUCACUUAAAUGGGAUUUCUGAUAAAGCAGCUGAAACUUUGGAUUUAGUAUUUGAAAAUGGACUAGUAUCAAAGAAGCUUGUUAUAUUUCUAUCUCUCGUAAUCAAUCGUGAUCUUGAAGGACUGUCUACGCAACCAAUACAACAUGUUGUACGUGAUUUUUUUACACCGUUUUUAGCAAAGAAAAAAAUUGAUAUGUUAUUAUCUCUACUUUCUAAAAAGGUUUUUCAUUUGAAAUCGUAGAAAUUUCAAAAAUCCUUUUUGUAUGGAUUGCACUCAUAGAACGAGCGAUUGUUUUUUGCACAAGUUUUUCAUUUUUUUUGUAGUAAUCAAUAUGUUGAAAAUUUUUCACUUAUAAAAUAGUAAGCAAAAAUUUUGAGCAUCUUAAUUGGAAAUUCUUAUGACAUGAGUUUCAAGGGGUAUGUAUUCCCCUUUUUCUAACAUUAGCAGUGAAAAAUUUUGCGUGGUCUUUUAAGGUUUGAUGUAAAAUCAAAAUUAAAGAUCUAAUUGAUAAUGAAUGACUAUCAAUGAGAUUGACGAAGUGUUUUUGUUUUGUACCUGGUUUCUUUUUAUUUUUGUUUAGAAAGAUCGCUUGCGUUUUAGCAUUCGUUUUUUACUCUUUACAGGCAAUUUUUUUUUUUAAUCAAAAAUCACUUGUUUUAUGAUUGUGCAAAUUUUAAUAU